Cryptomeria japonica (Japanese cedar) is the source of this 1644-nucleotide messenger RNA. RefSeq names its product peroxisome biogenesis protein 7. NCBI's taxonomy places the organism in Eukaryota, Viridiplantae, Streptophyta, Pinopsida, Cupressales, Cupressaceae. Bases 151 to 1101 code for a protein of 316 amino acids. Gene Ontology annotation, biological process: protein import into peroxisome matrix. Gene Ontology annotation, cellular component: peroxisomal matrix; cytosol. The transcript is spliced from 3 exons. The record is from RefSeq and is a predicted model, not a curated record. Gene Ontology annotation, molecular function: protein binding.
AAUAUUAAAUCGAGACUCAUGAAUCUUUGGAUGAAAUACUCUUGUUUUUCCUAUGUUCAUUCUCGUGUAUCUGGUAGGGUUUUCAGGUUUGAAUUCGGUGAGAACAUUGGUUUUGGGAGGCCUUGGUAGCUUGAAUUUGGAACAAUCACAAUGCCUGGGUUUAAGACUGUCUUUAAUGGUUAUGCAGUCAAGUUUAGCCCUUUUGUGGAGACUCGUUUGGCUGUGGCAACGGCCCAGAAUUUUGGUAUCAUCGGCAAUGGUCGGCAGCAUGUCCUGGAACUUACUCCCAAUGGAAUCAUUGAGUUUUGUGCUUUUGAUACAGCAGAUGGGCUGUACGAUUGUGCAUGGUCUGAGUCCAAUGAAAAUCUAGUUGUUUCGGCCAGUAGCGAUGGUAGUGUCAAGAUUUGGGACUUGGCACGCCCUCCUGCUGCAAAUCCAAUUGGUAGUCUGGAAGAACAUGCUCGUGAGGUUUACUCUAUUGAUUGGAAUGCUGUUAGAAAAGACAGUUUCUUAAGUGGUUCUUGGGAUGAUACAAUCAGGCUCUGGACAAUUGAUAGACCUCAGUCCAUGCGUGUAUUUAGAGAACAUACUUAUUGUGUGUAUGCGGCAGUCUGGAACCCUAGACAUGCAGAUGUGUUUGCUUCGGCUUCAGGGGAUUGCACUGCGAGGGUUUGGGAUGUGAGAGAACCCAAUUCGACAAUUAUAAUUCCAGCUCACGAUCACGAGAUUCUCUCUUGUGAUUGGAACAAAUACAAUGAUUGUAUGCUUGUGACUGGGUCUGUUGAUAAACUGAUAAAGGUAUGGGAUGUUAGGACAUACAGGACUCCAGUUACAAUUUUGCAAGGACAUACAUAUGCAAUCCGGAGAGUCAAAUUUUCGCCCCAUCAGGAAAGUCUUAUUGCAUCUUGCUCUUAUGAUAUGACUAUGUGUAUGUGGGAUUAUAAAGCUCCAGAGGAUGCUCUUCUAGAGCGCUAUGAUCAUCAUACUGAGUUUGCUGUAGGAAUGGAUAUGAGUGUUCUUGUGGAAGGUCUACUGGCAAGCACUGGAUGGGAUGAAACUGUUUAUGUCUGGCAGUUUGGAAUGGAUCCUCGAGCUUUAUAAAAAGAUGUUUUGAGCUACAAGGGUAUUUUGUAUCACUCUAUUAGACAACUCCAUUUGUUGUUGAAUUUACACACGGAACAAGGCACCUACGCUCCCCUUAAUUAAUGUACGCCUGCUAGCCCUUCCCGUACAAUUCUAUGGAGCAUUAUUGUGGGAGGAGGAAUAAGAUAUUUUGCUACCCUGCACCAUGAAGGCAUUGUAAAUGAAUGUUUCUUAGAGCCUCGUACAAGGUUUGGGAGCUCUUUGUAAUGUAAGAGCACCAAGGAAGCGGAUGCUUCAUGGUUGGGUGGAAAAUGUGCUUGGGCCACAUGUUCAUCUCACAAGAGCAGAUGGACAGGAAUCCAUGACGAUUGGAGACAAUCCUUAUAGUAUCAUUAUUUUCAUCAUAUCAUGUAUUUCAACCUUGUAGUCAGCAAUGUAUAAAUUGUAAUAUUGACUUGUAGUCACUUUAUUAUGUACAUAACCAAAUUGGUCUUACAUUUAUAUUGUAUCUUGAAUAUAGAUAAUUUUGAAUUAUGAACCUUGUUGUAAUAUGAAAAUGAU